GAUCAACAUACUCACGAUGGGAAAGGUAAUAUACACAAAGUUAUCUUAUAUGUAUAGUUGAUAAUGCAUAGUGAGAUAAGCUUUCGUGUAGCCUAAUGGAAAUUAGUUGAAGCAACCUAGGGGAAAUCAAUGAGUCUUAUUAAAGGGACCACCAUCUCAAAUUAUGAUAAUUAAAAUGGGUCAUUUUGAAAGGUAUUUUACAAAAUAUCUCAGCAAUAUAUCACACAUGUAGGUAUUUAUUAUUAAUUCAAAGCAGCUGCAUUAUGGAAUGCCAGCAGAUCAAAUAUGUCCUUUCAUGUUAUCAUGGGACAUUUAUGAUGAACAAUGUGCAGUUGGCCUUUGAAUGUUUAAGUAAAGCUUAUAGACCAGCCACUAAGGUAGGUUUUUCAAAUAAAACUACUAGACAUGAACAAAACUUAUUAACAAAUAUUAAUCUCACAGAUAAUUAAAUUAAAACAAGGAGAUUGGGAACAUACAAGGGCAAACAGUUUUUAUAUUGCUUUAGACUACCAGCUUGUGCUCGCACAAGUUCACUGUUGAUUUAAAGCAUUGUGUCCGUCUACAUGACAGUAAACUAGAACAAUUCCAAAUAUCACUAUAUUUCCAGAUCAUCUUUUUUGAGGACAGGAACUUUCAGGGUCGCUCCUAUGAGGGCAGCGCUGACUGUUCAGAGUUAAACUCAUUCUUCAGCCGCUGCAACUCCAUCCGAGUGGAGAAUGGAAACUGGAUGAUAUAUGAGCGCCCCAAUUACACUGGACACCAGUAUUUUGUGAAACAGGGAGAAUAUCCAGACUGCCAGCACUGGUCUGGACUGAGUGACUCAAUCAGGUCCUGCCGUCUGAUUCCACAGGUAAAACUACAAUUUUAAGUUUUGCUAUUACUUUAUACUAUGAUUAAUACAUCAGUCUCACAUGACUCAGAUUUAGCAUUAUUGCGCUUAAGACCACUUUACUGCAUGGUUAUCUUAUAUGCCUUAACCAGAGCCUUUGGAAAUCUUACCUGAUAUUUAUAUGUUUUGAGAAACAGGAAAAAAAAGUUACUUUUCAGGAAUUCAUUUUAAUAGUUCUUCCUUUGGUAGUAAGGGAUGUAAUUUAUAAACACCAUGAGAAGCAAUUUGACAAGUGUAGACCAAAACAGGGGAUACAGAAAAAAAUACAGACGACCUGAAGUUUUUUCCUGUUCAAUUCUUUUGUUUGUUUUUUUUAAUAAUUUGCUGGCAAACAUCUCCAAAAUGGGUAUGCAUAGUUUCAUUAUUGUAGUCUGUAUUUUAGAAGUCAAUGGUCAACAUACUCCAAUUCACUGAUUAGAGAAUAAACGAACAGAGCUAUUUAUUAAAGUGAGAAUUCAAAGUGAAUUUCAAAUUUAGGUCUAGAACUGAAAGCAAGCCUGACUUGGAGAAUUUUUCCAGUUUGGCUAUUUUAAACUUAAAAUUUGAAAUUCUCUUUGAAUUCUUACUUUAUUGUAUAACCCUGUAAAUGUAAAAAGCAUAGACAUCCUCGGGGAUGUGUGUUAACCCCACUUAAUUUAAACUGCAACUAGUUAGCAUUGUUAUCUCAAAUAGCUAGUUAUUUUUGGGUAAGUGAAAACCUUUGUAAACUGAAACUUGGCACCUGUCAUCAAGCCUUGCUUUGCAAGAAUUUUAAAAAUAAUAUAUCUAUUUCUCACACAAUAAAUGCUACUGCAAUUCAGGAAGCAGAUUCAAGUUGAUCAGACACUAGUCUAGUAUCAGCUAUAAGUAUGUGGACUCAAAAGAUUCACUGGACCUAGCCUAACACAUUCAGUUUUCAAGUAGAACCACGAAUGUUCCUAUGAAAGCUUUCCAGUGAAUAAUUCGACAAAACCAAUAUUUCCACCAUACUCACAAAGGACAAAACUUAUUUUCAAAUAGUUUUUUUUGAUAAAUGUUUCAAAAUAUUAUAUAAAUAACAAGAAACUUAAACAUGAUUAAAACAUAAAAGGGGGGAUAAUAACAUUAAAGCUAUUAAAAAAGGAAAAGAAAUAAAAAAGAAAAGAAAAGAUUGGGGGCAUUUUCUUAAAUAAACAUACAAUUAGUUUCUUGAAUAAAAAGUAGAACAUAAUAAAUGUAUACAUAUUAAUCUGUAAUAAGGUUCAUGGCUGUUAGUCUGUAUACAUAAAAAAAAAUCUAUAGUAUAUAUGGAACCUGAUUUGAGGAAGGAUAAAAUAUGAGCUCCAUUUGCUAAACAGUGAAUUGACGCUAUGUGGGGAAAUCUCGGAAUUGGAAAUUUUUACCAAGUCAUCUACCUUAUGCUAAAUUUGGCAGUUCAGUUUAGUAAACUACAAUUUAAUGUUAAUUAAAUAAACCCCACAUGGUUUUUGUUCAACCCUAUGUAUGCAAGAAGAUUGUUUACGCUCUGCUUAAACACUUCACUUGUUUUAUUCACGAAUAUAUUAUUUUGUUACUUAUCAUUAUUCCCUUUUUUUGCUUUUGUUUGAGUUUAUUUUUUUUUUUUUACAGACCUCAAGUAAUGUUUUAGUUUUUUUUAAACUAUUGGAUAAGCUAAGGUCAUUUGUAAUAAAGUUAAUGUAAAACAUGAGUAUUUCUCCUUUCUAUAAUAUAAAAAGUCCUCCUGAAAUAAUUCUGGUGCACAAUACUACAAUUGUAGCAAUACAAUGUUUCAGCUCCUUGCUCCAAACAUAUAAUUGCACCCUCACAUUACUUUUUUGAGAGCUGCAUAAGACCUGUUUUGGAUCUCACCAGUUGAAUGCUUAGCAGAUUCUUGCUAUUUGUAAGAUGUCAUAUGUUUACCGUACAGCACCGUGGUUCUUAUAGAAUCAGGAUCUACGAGAAGGAGGACUUCCGAGGUCAAAUGAUGGAGUUCACUGAAGAUUGUCCCCAUGUAAAUGAGGAAUUCAAUUAUCAUGACAUCCACUCUUGCAAUGUGCUUGAAGGAAACUGGAUCUUCUAUGAACAGCCCAACUACAGAGGACGUCAGUAUCUUCUGAAAACUGGAGAAUACAGGCGUUUCACUGACUGGGGUGCCAUGAAUGCCAGAGUUGGAUCCUUUAGACGCAUUGCUGAUUCAUACUAAAAAAGAAAAAAAGAUGAGAUUUUUCCACGUGCUUAAACUCAUUGCUAUUUACCUAAUAAAUUCAUUUUCCUUCAAGUUGAG
Molecule: messenger RNA, 3131 nt
Organism: Pelobates cultripes (western spadefoot toad)
Lineage: Eukaryota; Metazoa; Chordata; Amphibia; Anura; Pelobatidae
Source: the annotation of a GenBank genome assembly